AUGUCUGCAGAACAAUUCUUUGGGUUGUUCAAAAAACAGAAAGGGAGAAAUACACCAAGCGUUCGAAAACCUUUCAAAGUUAAAAGAGAAGACGGUGGAGGAGACUCCGAAGAUCCCAAUGCUCCGAAAACUCAUGAAAUUGCUCCGGAAAUUGUAAAAAAGUCGCGAGCUGGAAAACGAAAACGGAUUGAAAUUAAAAACGAUGAUUUCAAUCAGUUGAUGAUGCAAAGUGUUCCAGUCAGAUAUCCGAAAGGGUUGACUCUUUAUCCAACUCAAAAAUUAAUGAUUGUUCGAAUCAUAAAAGCGAUUCAGAAUAGUGAAAAUGUUUUGGGAGAAUCUCCGACGGGCAGUGGAAAAACAAUGGCUUUGUUGUCUUCUACAUGUGCAUGGUUGAAGCAAUAUAUGGAUCAGAAGAAAGAAUCCAGAGAGAAGUGUGCGAUUCACGGAGAUGGAGCAUUUGGAGGAAAUAUGAAAUAUGAGGAAACUGAAGAUACGAUAAAAGAAGAAAUGAACGAGACGAGAGAUGUCAAACCGAUGGUUCCAGUGAAAAAUGAAAAUCUUUUCGAAGAUGAAUGGAAAGACGAUUUCAUAGCACACUCAAUUCCAGCUGCUGGUAUUAAAAUCGAAGAAAAACCUGAUGUGAAACCAGAAGUGAAAAAAGAACCGAGUGAGAAAGGAGCACAAGCUGAAUGUACCUGCCUUCCGCGUGUUCGUAUCUACUAUGGAACCAGAACACAUAAACAAAUCGCUCAAGUUGUCAAAGAGUUCUCGCGUCUUCCAUAUGCAAACAUUAUCAAGCACACAAUUCUCGCCAGUCGUGAUCAAUCUUGCAUUCAUCCAUUGGCUCGAAAACAACCGGAUAUUUCACAGUUCUGCAAGGAAAUCAACAGUGCCAACGGGAUUGGCUGCUCAUUCAAAUCUGCAAUGAGACCGAAGUUUGAAAAAGCGCAACCACUGAGAGAUCACUUGCGGAAUAAUGGAUCGGUGGUAUUCGAUAUCGAACAAGUGGUGGAGACCCUCGCCUUAUCCUAUCCUCAAAUAUGUCCCUACUUCUCUACAAAUCGUGUUUUGACUCAAGAUGCUGACCUGAUUUUCUGUCCAUUCUCUUAUUUGGUUGACCCAUUGAUUCGAAAUUCAUCAGAUGUUCACAUUAAGAAUUCAAUUGUCAUUUUAGACGAAGCACAUAAUAUCGAAGACACGUGUCGUGAUGCAGCUAGCUUCUCGUUCACUGAAAAAGAGCUCGAUGACUCUUUACUGUCUCUUCGACUGAAAAAAGUAGCGAUAGAUCAAGUGAAUGCAAACAAGACACCUGAAGACGCACUACACCAGACACCUGACUUGACAAUCGAACUCAAUGAGUUCAGACAACAUCUUCUCUAUUUGGAACUUCUGAUUUUGGAAAUGCUCAGAUGGGUUCGGCACGUGGCACAGGAUGCAAGGAAGCCUGCAAGAGGUGGAAUGGAUGGUUUCAAGACAUGUACCUUGUCGUCUGGAAAUCUUUUCGCGUCACUCACAAAUGCAGAAAAUGGAAUUGAUCUAUUCACGCCACCCAAGACGCCAAAAUACGAUGCCAUAUCUGUCGCUUUCUCCGGUGUCACAAAGCAUAAUGAACCUGAAAUGCAGCAUAUGGAUCAGUUCAAACCCAGUGCCACUGCAAUCGUGUGUAUCGAGAAAUGGCUCUAUUUUCAGUCAUUCUUUGGAAAUCAGCAGUAUCAACCAACAUAUAGACUGAAUGUAUCCAUCGAACCGAUCAACCAGACAGGCAGAUUCAACAGAACUUUCGAUGGUGAUCUAUCGAUGUCAUCUUCCUUCUCAUCAACUCCAUCACUGAAAACAAGAAGUUCUGCCGGCCCGAGAAAUAUGCAAUAUAAAGAAGAAAAUCCAUGGUUACAGGAGAAUGACGAUGAUGAUUGGAAAGAUCCAUCAAUAUCACAAACUGGUCAUAAAGCGAUUUCAGAGGGAUGUAAAACUACAAUCAGUCUGUGGUGUAUGAGUCCAGCUCUCUCGUUUUACGACGCCUUCAGUGAGACUCGGUCGAUCAUUCUGGCAUCUGGAACUCUUUGUCCGAUGGAUACUCUAAAAACUGAACUAGGAAUGGAGUUCAAACAACAGGUUGAAGGAGAUCAAGUCAUUUCACCGGAUAACAUUUUUGCGGCAGUGAUACCAUUCGGUCCACAUGGAAACCGAAUUACGUGCACUUUUCGGAACACCUCAGAUCCAAGUUCUCCGUUUUAUGAAGAAAUCGCAUCGAUUAUAAAAUACGUUUGCAUGCAUGUUCCAGCUGGUAUUCUCUGCUUUCUUCCAUCAUAUCGUGUCCUCGAACAAUUGAAAACAUGCAUGCUUCGUAACCACAGUAUGAAACAUAUUCAAACCAAAAAAGUGGUACUCUUCGAGCCGAGAAAGUCAUCUGAAUUGACAGCUGUCAUGGAUGAAUUCGAUUCGGCUAUUUUCAAUCCAACCAAUUUCGGAGAAUCAAUUAACGGAGCACUGAUGUUUGCAGUGUUUCGUGGAAAAGUUUCCGAAGGAAUUGAUUUUGCUGAUGAUCGUGCUCGAGUUGUUAUCUCUGUUGGUAUUCCAUAUCCGAAUGCAAUGGAUGAUCAAGUUAAUGCAAAGAAAUCGUAUAAUGAUCAAAAUUCAAAAGAUUUGGGAAUCCUCACUGGAGAUGAGUGGUACACAACGCAAGCAUAUCGUGCAUUGAAUCAAGCUCUUGGUAGAUGUCUCCGUCAUAAAAAUGAUUGGGGAGCAAUGCUUUUGAUCGAUGAUCGUCUGGAACGACAAACAGAAAAGAUUAUGACUGGUGCAACGUCGGCUCGUGUUUCCAAAUGGAUUCGUGCUCAAUUGAAGAAUUAUCGGGAUUUCAAGCAAUUCAAUCAGAAUUUCCGAGUAUUCAUCGAAGGACGACAAAAUGUCAAAAAUGUGAAAAAGGAAAAAGAAGAUAUUGUUGAUGAAUAA
This is a messenger RNA of Caenorhabditis remanei, 2952 nucleotides long. RefSeq lists its product as uncharacterized. Gene Ontology annotation, biological process: double-strand break repair involved in meiotic recombination; nucleotide-excision repair. The transcript has 10 exons. The record is from RefSeq and is a predicted model, not a curated record. Gene Ontology annotation, molecular function: DNA binding; DNA helicase activity; ATP binding. Lineage: Eukaryota; Metazoa; Nematoda; Chromadorea; Rhabditida; Rhabditidae. The coding region runs from base 1 to 2952 and encodes 983 amino acids. Gene Ontology annotation, cellular component: nucleus.